Vigna umbellata (rice bean) is the source of this 1695-nucleotide messenger RNA. The record is from RefSeq and is a predicted model, not a curated record. Lineage: Eukaryota; Viridiplantae; Streptophyta; Magnoliopsida; Fabales; Fabaceae.
AUGGCCUAUAGGGCCAAAAACAUAGCAACAGAGCAAAUUGAUGGCUCUUUCAAAGAACAGUAUAAAAGGUUAUAUGAUUAUGCCCAUGAGUUGGUGGCCAAAAAUCCUGGGUCAACAGUGAAACUAAAGGUUGAGGAUGUGGGGGGUAAAGUCAUUUUCAAGAGAUUCUAUGUAUGUUUAAAGGCUUGCAAAGACAGUUUUAUGUCAUGCAGGCCAAUUAUUGGUUUAGAUGGAGCAUUUUUGAAAGGUAAGUACGGUGGUGAGUUGUUAACAGCUGUGGGCCGAGAUGGGAAUGAGCAGAUGUUGCCAAUUGCAUACUGUGUUGUUGAAGUUGAGAACAAGGAGUCAUGGAAGUGGUUCCUGGAACUAUUGGUAGAUGACCUUGGAGGGGCUGAAAUUUGUUCCACAUUUACCUUUAUAUCAGACCAGCAGAAGGGUCUACUUCAUGCAAUAGAUGAAUUGCUUCCUAGAGUUGAUCAAAGGUUUUGCGUGAGGCAUAUGUAUGCCAACUUCAGGAAGAAAUACCCUGGUAAAAACCUGAAGCGUUUAAUGUGGAGGGCAGCUACAGCCACACAUCCACAAACAUGGGAGAUGGAAAUGAGAAACAUAAGAGCAAUGAACGAAGAUGCUUAUAAGCAUUUGAUUGCCAUCCCUCCAAGGUAUUGGUCAAGAUCAAGGUUCACUGAAAGAGCUAAAUCUGACACCUUAGUAAACAAUAUGAGUGAGGGCUUCAACAAUGUCCUCGUUUCUGCCAGGAGUAAACCCAUGAUUACUUUGUUGGAGACGAUACGGCUUUACCUCAUGCAAAGAUGGGCCAAGAACAGGUCAAGCAUAUCAUCAUUUACUGGAUCCAUUUGUCCCAAGAUCCUAUCCAGAUUUAGAAAGGAAUCUCAGUUAACUAAAAAUUGGAUUCCUAGUUGGUCAGGCAAUAAGCUAUUUGAAGUUCGUCACAUGUCUAACAAUGGAGAUAAGUUCGUAGUCAACAUAGAUGACUCCUCAUGCACAUGCAGAACUUGGAUGAUGACUGGAGUCCCCUGUUGUCAUUCAUUGGCUGCAAUGAAGUUCCUCAACAUUGAUGGAGAACAAUUUAUUGACUCUUGCUACAUGAAGUCCAGAUAUGAGGAGACAUAUUCAACAAUUAUAUAUCCCUUGAAUGGAGCCAACAUGUGGAACAUUACUCCAUAUCCUGAUGUGUCUCCACCACACAAAAGAGUAUUGCCUGGAAGACCAAAGAGAAAACAAAGACUAGAGCAAUGGGAAAUGAGGAAGGAUGAAUCAAGAAUGACCAAAUCUGGCUUGCAAAAGAGAUGUGGCAUAUGUAGAGAACAUGGCCAUAACAGAACUCGUUGCCCAUCAGCAACCCAAGCAGGAAUUGUGCCCAAUAACGUGGCAGUGGUGAAUAAAUCAGAGGUUAGGGUUUGGAUUCCUCCCAAUUGGUCUUUGAGAUACGAAUGGCUUGUUCCGAAGGGUGUUCGUCUGCUUCGAAAAGUUGGGGCAAAGGAUCUUCAAAAAGUUAUUGAUGUAGAGAAGGCAAGCAAAGGUGAUUUACAUGAGAAGCUAACCAUGACUGUUGCAGUGCCAUUAUUGUGGGGGGUUCCACCAGCUUUUGAGACGCUUCACCUCGCUGUUAAAAGUGGUGGAGGUAUUAUAGAGAAGGUCUAUUGGCAAUGGGACACGAAAAUUUUAGAGAAGUGA